CAGAUGUUUCAGCUGCAUUUCAGCCACUCUGAGAAUUUCUCUCGAGCAGCCCCUGACAGACUGUAAAUUUCUCUGCAACUGAAGAUAUGAUCGUCUUAAUUUACUUAUUUGUCUUGCUGUGGGAAGAAGCUCAAGGAUGGGGAUUCAAGAAUGGAAUCUUUCAUAACUCCAUAUGGCUUGAACAAGCAGCUGGUGUAUACCACAGAGAAGCUCGGUCUGGCAAAUACAAGCUCACCUAUGCAGAAGCUAAGGCCGUGUGUGAAUUUGAAGGUGGCCGUCUCGCCACCUACAAGCAGCUAGAAGCAGCCAGAAAAAUUGGAUUUCAUGUCUGCGCUGCUGGAUGGAUGGCCAAAGGUAGAGUUGGAUAUCCCAUAGUGAAACCCGGGCCCAACUGUGGAUUUGGAAAAACUGGCAUUAUCGAUUAUGGAAUCCGACUCAACAGGAGUGAGCGAUGGGAUGCCUACUGCUACAACCCACAUGGAAAAGAGUGUGGUGGUGUCUUCACAGACCCAAAGCGAAUUUUUAAAUCUCCAGGCUUCCCAAAUGAGUACGAUGACAACCAGGUCUGCUACUGGCACAUUAGACUCAAGUAUGGUCAGCGCAUUCACCUGAGUUUUUUGGACUUUGACCUUGAACAUGAUGCAGGUUGUUUGGCUGACUAUGUUGAAAUAUAUGACAGUUAUGAUGAUGUCCAUGGCUUUGUGGGAAGAUACUGUGGUGAUGAACUUCCCGAAGACAUCAUUAGCACAGGAAAUGUCAUGACCUUGAAGUUUCUGAGUGAUGCUUCCAUCACAGCAGGAGGUUUCCAGAUAAAAUAUGUUGCAGUGGAUCCUGCAUCCAAAUCCAGUCAAGGAAAGAAUUCAAGUACUGUUUCUACGGGAAGUAAAAACUUCUUAGCUGGAAGAUUUAGUCAUUUAUAAAAAAAAAAAAAAGAAAGCUGUUCAAACAUACAAUAUUAUGUUUGUAUCUUUUGGACUCUCAUCUCACUUUUGUAUUAUUAUUAUUAUUAACACGUAUUUAUUGUUUUUAUAAAUGUGAAAGCAAUACCUAGUUGUGGGGGAAACUGAAAAAUGCAGAAAACUUCAGAUGAGAAAAAAAAGCCUCUCACAAUCCUACUAUACAGAAAUAACUAGUGUUAAGAUUUUUCUAUAUUUUUCUUUCUGUCAUGUUUCUAUUUGCAGCAUAUGUAUAUAUGUAUCUAUGUGUAUUUGUACUUGAAUUUUUGCAUUCCGCAUUUUAUACCUGACCCUUUUUUUAUUUUUAUUUUUUUUGGUCUUUUUAAAACAGGAUCUCCUUGUAGCCCCAGCUGGCCUGGAACUUACCAUGUAGACCAGGCUGGUCUUGAAUUCACAGAGAUCCACCUGCUUCUGCCUCCCAAGUGCUGGGACUACAGGCGUGCACUACCAUGCCCAGCUUAUCUUGAAUUUUUUUAACCUUAAACUUUAUAGCUCAGUCUUUCCCAGAUCAUUGAGUUUUCUAUAAAACAUGACUUUAAGUCACUGUAAAAUACCCCCAACAUGAUGGUUCCCUGUUUUAUUUAAGUCUAACUCUAUUGUUUGAAUUUUAUAUUGUUUUCAUAAGUAUUGCUGUAAUAAAUAUUC
Molecule: messenger RNA, 1601 nt
Organism: Nannospalax galili (Upper Galilee mountains blind mole rat)
Lineage: Eukaryota; Metazoa; Chordata; Mammalia; Rodentia; Spalacidae
Gene: Tnfaip6
Product: TNF alpha induced protein 6
Exons: 6
Coding region: 87-920 (277 amino acids)
Biological process (GO): cell adhesion; negative regulation of inflammatory response
Molecular function (GO): hyaluronic acid binding
Source: RefSeq, a predicted model, not a curated record